Saprolegnia parasitica CBS 223.65 is the source of this 1754-nucleotide messenger RNA. Its product is annotated as serine/threonine protein kinase. The record is from RefSeq and is a predicted model, not a curated record. Gene Ontology annotation, biological process: protein phosphorylation. The coding region runs from base 1 to 1710 and encodes 569 amino acids. Gene Ontology annotation, molecular function: protein kinase activity; ATP binding. The transcript has 2 exons. Lineage: Eukaryota; Oomycota; Saprolegniomycetes; Saprolegniales; Saprolegniaceae.
AUGAAUCCGCCGCCCGACGCCGCCUGCAGCACGGCCGAGGUCAACGACUGCGCCGAGCGCGUCAAUGCAUGGGCAGGCUUGCCGUGCGACGAGCAGGACGCCUUUACGUACGUCUCGCCAGUCAACUUUACCAUGCUCUGCACCGACAGCGACUGCGUCGCCAAGGCCAAGGCCUACCCAGCCCUCGAAUCGCGCUGUCGCCGGUGUCUGCCCGACGACCCGCGCGUGCAGCGGCCGCUCUACACCAACUUUUGCAGCUCGAGUGCGGUCCAGACCAAGAUUACGACCUUGUACAAGCACUGGGCCAUUUGCGAAGCCAUGAACGGAGGCCACGACCCCAAGUCCGAGGGCUGCAACUCGUGCACGUGGACGUCCGCGCUGCUCAACGACGCCAACAUGACGACGUCGGCAGGCGGCAACUUGGACCAGUUUAGCAACUUUACCGACCGCAUUGCGCACCCGCGAAGCAACGAGACGGACCGCGUCGUACGCAAUUCGAUCCUCUGCGCCCGCGUCAAGACCACGUCGCCGCCGGGGCCGCUCGAAGGCGCGGCCGUGCGCACGGCGGCGCCCACAAAAUCGAGCAGCAGCAACAGCAGUAGUAGCACCGCCGGUGGUAGCAUGAACGACGCGACCAUGUACACGUACGUUGGCGUCGCCGUCAUUGGGGCACUCUGCAGCGUGGCCCUUGUGCUCUUUCUCUUGCGGCGCCGACGCCGACGUCGGUCCACGACAUGUCGCCCGCUCUCGGCCACGGGCGAACCGAGCGCGUCACGGCAGGGCGUCACGACGGGUGACGACGGCGACGACGAGUACUACGACGCCUUGUCGCCGACCGCGUCCAUGACAUGGACAAAAGACGUGCCGACGGUCCGCGAGAAGGAGGUCGAGGUCCUCCAGCUGCUGGCACAAGGCGCCAACGGCCAAGUGUUUCUCGGUGUCUACAACCGGCGCCAUGUUGCGAUCAAGACGAUGCUACCGGGCCACCACACGUCGCAGGAGAUGUUUACCAUCAUGCACGAGAUCGGCAUUCUCUCACGAUUGCAACACCCGUCGAUCGUCCAGUUUCUGGGUGUCCUGGCGCCGCCGCGGACCGAAGGCGACGUCCGGUUCCUCGUCGAGUACAUGGAUCUCGGAGACCUCCGCGAUCGGUUGCUACACUCGACACCGCAGUCGCUGCCGUGGCACGGCCCGGACAAGCCGUACAUUGCGAGCCAGAUCGUCGCCGGCCUCGUAUAUCUCCACGCCCAAGAUAUUAUCCACCGCGAUCUCAAAUCGCGCAACAUUCUACUCUCGUCGGGCGGCGGUGCCAAGAUCUCGGACUUUGGCGCUGCACGCCCUGCGUCGACGACACACACCAUGACGCGGGGCGUCGGCACGUACCGCUGGAUGGCGCCCGAGGUGCUGAGCGAGAACCAGUACUCGGUCGCGGCCGACAUCUUUUCGUUUGGCAUUCUGCUCACGGAGCUGGACACGCACAUGAUUCCGUAUACAGACGUCAAGAGCAAAAAGUCGGGUGCGCCGCUCGUCGACACGGCGAUCGUGUCGAUGGUGAUCGCCGGUGCGAUCCAGCCGACCAUGCGCGUCGACUGCCCGAUGUGGCUCCAAGAACUUAUUAUGCAGUGCAUUGCGACCGACCCGAGUCUGCGCCCGACCGCGCACGACAUUCAACGGCGCUUUCAACAGCAUGGCUUUCCCCAAGGUGUCUAGCGUGGAUCGGCCAACUCGUAUUUAUUCCACUUAUUUUUUCCACA